Messenger RNA from Closterium sp. Yama58-4, 641 nucleotides. Lineage: Eukaryota; Viridiplantae; Streptophyta; Zygnematophyceae; Desmidiales; Closteriaceae. The record is from the annotation of a GenBank genome assembly.
CGACAUCAGCAACAACAGCUUCUACGGCCCCAUCAACAGCAACUUCCGCAGCAUGAUUCCUGACAACGGCGCUCUGCUCAACAUCGCAGGCAACUUCUUCUACGGCGACCCCAUGCUCUACGCCGAUGGCUGCCAGUUCUGCCCCUCAGGGGUCAUUCAGAAGCCCCUCGUCUUGACACCAGGAGACCUCACCAACCCCUCUGGCGGCCGCUGUGCACCCGAGGGUGUCGGGGGAUUUGUUCAGACGGCACGUGCAGGGGCCAACAAGCGGGGCGAGGCGAGCCUGCAGAGGAACUGUUUCACUUUAAACAAGCAGAUGGAGUGCACGGCGAACGAGACGCAGCGCAGCAGCGACGAGUGCCUGGCAUUCUGCAGCUUGUCGCGGGAGCUGGGGCCGUGCGACGGGCACGGAGCGUGUGUGCCGCCGCAGGCGGGGGCAGCAGAGGCGCGCUUCACGUGUGAGUGCGACGACGGCUUCGUCCCCACCAACGGCACCCUCGGCUCCACCUGCGCCCGCCCUGCCCCGCCCCCUGCUGCAGCGCUCUCCAUGGGUGCAGUGGUGGGCAUCGCUGUGGGCUCUGCUGCUGCCUUUGCUCUCCUCCUCGCUCUCGUUGUCGCGCUGCUCUGGCCCCGCCAACGAA